AAAUUCAUGCGAGGAGAGCGUGAGAGCAGGCAGAGAGACCUUUUUGUUUCGAUCGAGUUAGGUAACGAUGAGAGGCGCUCUCUGACGGCUUAUUCUCUUCCCCUUGGCUUGCACUCCGCAGAACGGCAACAGAGGCCGCAGCGGCCACGAGGAGGGCUUGGUCGGACGAGGUGUCAUCGCCUUCACCGCUGAGGACUGGUUAGGCCAGCAUUGAACCAAUGGUACGCGCGCAAUCUCAAAAGAAAAAUGCCGCUGGCAGCUCCAGGAGCAAGGGAGGCGCCAAAAAAAUGAAAGACCUCCACGAUUUGGGCAUCUCUUGCUCAAUGCAAAAUGCAAACCCUAGUAGUGAAAUUUCCAGUGGCAAAGGGAAGGACAGGGAAGAGAUCAUUGCUUCUAGCUCUGGACCCAAGGACCCCUCUCCCUUGAGGAGGUCCACCAGGGAAUCUCUCAUGAAAAAAUUAGCCGCAUCAAAUUCUAACUUGAGUAAAUCAGAACACCUGGAAAACCCAAGCUCGUCAACCCCUUUAAAGAAAGGGAGGAUUGAAAGACAAGUCAAGAAAGUGGAUCAGAGUCCUCUACGAAAGUCAGAGAGGAUUGACAAAUCAUCUGCCACAAGUUCCUCAGGCUGUAAGAAUGAUAGCAAAAGCUCAGAUUCCUCUGGUAAGAAGAAAGGUGAUGCAGUGAAGAAUGAAGAAGAGGCCAAGUCUAAACAUAUCAAUUUGAGAAUUCCUCCAACGGAUAACAAGAGAAAGCAAAUGACUGCUAGGAGCUAUAGAGCUUCGUUAAUAUCUGCUAAGAAAGUUAAAAUGUCAGAUUCUGCUGAAACACAGCAUGAGCGUGAUUCACUAGCUGCAGAUACUGAAGCAGUGCUGGAGGAUGUAGGUGGGUGCUGUCAAAGAAAGAUCAGUGAGCAAAAUGUGGAACUUUGCAAAGGAGAGUUCAAAGAAGACGCAGAGUGUUCUAGUUCAUGUUCAAAGGAGGAUUCAGUGAAGGCCCUGGGAAUUGAAGGAGGUGCAAUAUCCAUGAAAGAACCUUUUCAUGAUGUAUUUCAGAGACUUUUGGAUGGGAAUGACAAUGAAUCUGAUGUAUGUAAACAAAAUAGGAAAGACUUGUUCUUGAAGUCAAGAGAAAUUUCUUUUCCAGAUAGAUCCAAUCGUGCUGAUACUUCAAGAGAAAAUAAGAGCAGUCCAGUAGCUUUCACAAGUUUCCAGCGGACUGAUUACGGUCCAGACAUGGUAGUGACACCAAAAGGAAAUGAUAAACUAGCUCAGGAAGUUCAUACAGAAGAUGUUUGUCUUUCAACUUCUUCGGCUAAGAGGGAAAAUUCUGAGAAAUGCGCCAAGUGUGUUAAACUCACAAGGGUUCAAGUCGUGCAUGCUAAGGAUUCAUGUACCAUGAAAAGGAUUAAUGAUGUUUCUUUUGCUCCUCUUGAGGUAGUUGACCAACCAUCUGCUCUAGGAGCACAUCAAAAUGAUGCCAAUCCUAUGGAAGAAGAUAAAGCAGAAGGAACUCUAUUGUCAAAAGCUAAAGAAAAAUUGGACGGAGCAGAAAAGUCAAGUUGUCACGUGCCUCCUGUUUGUACCACCAGUGUUGAUAAAAAUAUAGAGAAGACAAGUGAGAGUUCCUAUUGUCAUACUUUGGGUAGCUCAAAGAGACAUGUUUGCUCAACCGGUGAGCCGUUGGCUGAAAUUCAAACAGAUAGCGAUCCCGAUGUUUGUGUCCUUUGCAGACAACAAAAAACCGAAUUGUUAUGUCGCGGGAAAGGGUGCAACACACGCUAUCAUCUUUCUUGUUUGGAUCCACCCUUACCGAAUGCUCCUCCUGGUAUUUGGCUGUGUAUAUCUUGUAUAAAAAAGAAAAUAGAGUUUGGGGUGUACUCUGUAUCUGUAGGGAUUGAUUCUGUUUGGAAUUUUAAAGAAGGAGAGCAGAAUAGCAAACAAUACCUUGUCAAGUAUAAAGGUCUUGCACAUGCUCACAAUCAAUGGAUUUCAGAAACCCAGAUGCUUCAAGAAGCUCCUUCAAUUCUGUCUAAAUUCAACAGGGAUUACCAAAAAAAUAUGAUCAUUAGAUGGAAGCAGGAGUGGACUGUGCCUCAUCGGCUAUUGCAGAAACGAUUGCUGAUGCCUCAAGAACUAGCAGAUCAAUUUUUUGAAAAGCUUGGUAAUAACUUUACAAAAUGCUACCAUGAAUGGUAUGUGGAAUGGAAAGGCCUUGGUUAUAAAGACGCAACAUGGGAGUUGGAGAGUUCACAGUUAUUACGAACACCUGAUGCACUGUUACUCAUGCAAGAUUAUGAGGUUCGUCUCAAAGGAAAAACAGCAUUUGAUUCUUCCAAUGCCGACAAGGCAUAUGAACGGAAACCUCCCCAGAGGAGCCUUCAUCAGUUAUUGAAACCAGAGUUAUCAAAACUCUGCGAGAUAUUGAAACUUCCAGAGAAUGUUGCAGAUAUGGCUCAACUUUUUCUUGAGUAUAUAAUGUAUAAUCAUCAAGUGAAUCCUGAACCAGAAGUAAUCUUGCAAGCCUUCAAGAUAUCACUGUGUUGGCGGGCUGCUUCCUUCUUGAAGCACAAGAUUGACCAUGAGGAGACACUUGCACUCGCAAAGAAGUACUUGAACUUCACAUGUGAUGAAGAUCAGGCAUCUAAUAUUUAUUCCAAAUUAAGAAUUCUAAAGAAGAAGUUUUCACAGAAAGACUGCACUUCAUGGAAAAAAAGGGAGUCUGGUCCACCAUCUAGUGGUGCUGAUAUUACCGAAGAACCUGUCUCCAAGAUGUCAACAGAUUCUUCAGGGCCUAAUGUUUCUGAACCUGAGAAAGGUGCCCGUAAUGAGGAUCCAGGUCAUAAUGUUCUUGAACAGCUAAUGUUGCCAGAGCAGGAGCAAGAUCCUGGGUGUGCAACACAUGCAGAUUUACAGGAGCACUCUGGCUCUCGAAAUGAUGAGCUUAUUAGAAAUCAAACUAAUUCCAUUAACAAAAUUUGUUCAAGAAGGGAAGCAGAUCUCAGUGUCAAGCAAAAUGAAGAAAUUUUAGAUUUCAACAAGCACAAGGAAAAGAUGGAGAUGAGUCUUAAAAAGGAGCAUGAGAAAAGGAUUGAACCUUUUCUAGCUAUGAUCAAUGAUUCAACUGAGAGAGAGAACAAUAUUCGAUUAUCUUCAGAAAAUUUGGCUAAAAAAAUUGCUGCAUUUAGUAAGCACAUGAGUGUGCAAUAUGAAAAACUGAAAAGUAUGCAAUCAGUUGCAAGGGAUAAGGAGCAUCAGAUAAAAAAUCACUGGUUGGAAGAAGCAAAGGGUGGUAAAUUAGAGGCUGUUAACUUAGUGGAUUGUUUUUAUAAUAUUCCAUUGUCAGAUUCUGGAUUCAUGCUGGAGGAAUUCAAAGUACUAGACCAAGAUGAUUCUCAUGAUAGUUUGGGAAUUGGAACAUAUGAUUCCGACACAACUGGGUCUUUUCAAAAUGAACAAAUUGGCAAUGUGUUAUCUGUCGGUAACUUAGUAACCACUGAGCGGCCUUCAAAAAAUUUUGAAGUUGCUAAAGCUUCUCCAGAAGUAGCUGAGUGCCUUUCAGGUCAACGUGAUACAUUUAUUACCCAGUCUUACAGUGUGGAUGAAGUCCUUGGGGAUUUGCCUUUGGAAGUUCCAUCUAGUGUUCCAUUUACAGAUAUAAUUGAUGUGCACAUGGAUACUGUUACUCUUGCUUCUAAGUUACCUGUCAAGGACAUAGUGACUGAUGCAGUUGAUGGCAUGCCUAUCAAUAGUAGAAUAGCAGCAACUGAGAAGCAAGCAUUUGACAAAAAUUCAGAAAGAUCAUGCUCGAGAUCAUGUCCAUCACAAAUUAUGGAUCAAGGAGAACAUAUGAACUAUGAUGAUGGCGUAUGCUUGGCAACUUUAUCUACGGAGAACCAGGAACCUUGUAUAAAUGAGCAUGCAAGGACUGAUAACUCACUUGUUUUUGAGGGCCAAGGCAUUGGCACUUCUCAAGAAAUUCCCACAUCAAAUUCAUCUGACAUUCUCACCUUCCCAGAUGAACUGCUCACUAAUAACAUAGCUGUUUCUGAUUAUUUUGACAACCCUCUGCCUAUUGGUAGGGUGCCUAUAUUUGUACAGUGUGAAGAUAACAUAGCUGCAUCUGUAAUCGAACAAGAGCCUUCUCGACAGAUGAGUGGCUCAUUGCAAAAUGGCACGCCAAUGUCGGAGCCAACUAUGUUAUCUUCUGCACUUGUCUCCCAGAUUGUAGACCAGUCAAUUUUACAAAAUUCGCAUAUGAGAUCACAAAGUAGUAUCGGAGAAGAUCUAACAAAUGUUUCUAGACAACCAGAAACAUUUCGUUAUCCCCUCUUUCCUCUUAUACAAUUGAUGCCAAUUCAAGGUCUUCAACCAGAACCGCUGAAGAAUGAACUAGCAAGAAUACGGAUGCAAGAUGACAGAAUUGGCAAGAUGCAUGAGGAUAUGAAAUUGAAACUCAAACUUGAGUGUGAUCAAGAGAUGUUGAAGGUACAGAAAAAAUAUGAUAUGCUUCUUCAGGAUGCAGAAUCAGAAUGUGUUCAAAGUAAGAAGACUCUAGCAACCAUCUACGAUAAAGUGUUCAUGAAUCAAGUUUUAGCAGAGGAGUUUAGGGCCAAAUUUGUUGAGAACCAAGGAGGAUCUUCUUCGACCUCACAAGGUCAGCAGCGAUCAUUGCAUCAUUUACUUCAGGCCUCCCAACCUCAAUUUGUACAGAGGGCUGCAUCAUCAACAAUUUCCAUGUCUAACUCACUUCCAGUUACUCGUCCAUCAGCUGCUAUCCCACUUCCAGUCACUCGCCCAGCAGCUGCUAACCUUCCUCCAGAUGCACAUCCAUCAGCUGCUAUCCCACGUCCAGUUACUCGCCCAUCAGCUACUAUCCCAUUUCCAGUUACUCGCCCAACAGCUACUAACCUGGGUCCAUCAGCUGCUAUCCCACUUCCAGCUACUCGGCCAUCAGCUACUAUCCCACUUCCAGUUACUCACCCGACAGUUGCUAACCUGCCUCCAGCUAUCCCACUUCCAGUUACUCGCCCAUCAGGUACUAUACCACUUUCAGUUACUCGCCCAACAGUUGCUAACCUGGCUUCAUCAGCUGCUAUCCCACUUCCAGUUACUCACCCAACAGUUGCUAACCUGCCUGCAGCUAUCCCACUUCCAGUUACUCACCCAUCAGGUACUAUACCACUUGCAGUUACUCGCCCAACAGUUGCUAACCUGGCUCCAUCAGCUGCUAUCCCACUUCCAGUUAGUCACCCAACAGUUGCUAAGCUGCCUCCUGCUACUCAUCUGUCAGCUGUUAGUCCAUCAGCUGCACAAUCAAACUCAUUUGCCACUAUAAGACUUCGAGCUCCAUCCAUCCCUUCUGGUCAGACUGUCCGAAGUCCAUCUUCAGUUUUCCCAAGCAAUUCCGUUAGGCACCACUUCGGCUCCAUGCUUCCCCCCCGAUCAAACAUUCAAAUCGGAAGCGAAACACGUGCACCUGCACCACAUCUCCAACGUUUUAGAGCCAAUGCGUCACUGACAUCUUCGAGUGUCAUUCAAAUAAGUGGGACUAGUCCUUUUGCCAAUAUUGGCUCAACCACCAUGGGACAGGUUGCAAAUACCCCUAAGCUGCAACCAUGCUUUCUGCCUGUCAGUGGAACUGGAGAACCUGUCAUCUCCAAUUCUGUAUCUUCUUGUCAAGAUGUCUCAUCAACUAGUGUUGGACUGCCCCUGAAUGUUCAGGACAUCGGCAUUGGGGCAAGCCAACAAAGCUCCUUUCAGUUAGCUAAUUUAGUUCCUACGAUUGACAGAAAUUCAUCCAAUUUCCCAUCAACAACCACCCCUGGUUUGUCUCAGACAUCUGCUGCUGAUGUAGAUAGGCACAGAGUUAACUCAGAUGUUGUAUGUAUAUCUGAUGAUGAAAGUUGAUGCUUUUGAUUAGGGUUCUUAGCACUAGUCACCCAUACCCGAAUUUUGCUCACUGUUGUAAAUAACAGGUAACAACCUCGGGCAUGCUCGACUGACCGUUUUGAGAUCAGAAGACACAAGUUAGUUUAGUCUGGGUAGAUUUUGGGUAAUGUUCACCACUUGGCUUCUCUUGUGUUCCAGCAUUGAAUCAGAAUUUUAUCUAUUUGUUCUCACGACCCUGUACUGUUCUCAACCUGCUGGAUGUUUGUAAUCAUGAUGUUUCCAGCCAAAAUAUGGUUGCAUCUUUUCCUUGUUUCAACAGUCUUAAUGUUCAUGUAUUUUGCAAAUUUCUUGAGUCAGUGAAAACUCAAAGGGUGGUAUGUGGAUGUGUGAAAUGUGCAUUUUCAAGAACUGAAACAGUUCAUAGAAUAAUGUAUCAUUAUCAGAUUGCUGCUGACUUAGCUGCUGAGAAUUGACUCGGGCGAACUUUCAUCACCAGUUGGCAUUUAAACUCAAUGAACACAUUCAUCUUCAUUUAAACAGGUAAUUUCCCUGCCAAAAUUAGAAAAACAGUUUUCUACUGAUCGUUAUCAUUGUAUCUUGGUUGUUCUACUGAUGGUUGCCCGUGAUCUUUCCUUCAGGUGCGAGCUUCAUCGCUGUUUGAUUUGAAGAAAAAAAUGUUGGCCAAUUUUUUCUUCAGAAAAUGUGUACUAAUCCUUUGUUUUUUUUUAAUUCAUAUAUUGAUCUGUGCUUUCCAGGUAUUCCUGAUCAGAGGAGGUGAAGGUUGUUCAUGAUCACUGACCACCCAGUGCACCAAAAAGAAAAAAAAAAGGAGCAAUUGCUCACACUAAUAAAUCUUGAUUCAUUCCCAUAAUUUCCAUUGAAUGACACCUUAGCAAAAGUAUCAUUAAGUCUUAAUUUGCUAGUAUUCUUGAUAGACAAAUUCAUAAAUUGUGAUACAAUAAGAUCAAUAUAGGAUUAAGGGGAUCUGUGUUUUUUUUUUUUUUGUCCAGACCCAA
Molecule: messenger RNA, 6904 nt
Organism: Zingiber officinale
Lineage: Eukaryota; Viridiplantae; Streptophyta; Magnoliopsida; Zingiberales; Zingiberaceae
Exons: 16
Coding region: 219-5906 (1895 amino acids)
Biological process (GO): heterochromatin formation
Source: RefSeq, a predicted model, not a curated record